CAUACUCGGGAAAUUUGAGAAAAAGGGCUCCUUCCUUUGCCAGCUGGGUCGUCUGUACCGUCGGGCUGCUGUCUAAGAUGGACACCGCGCCGUCGGACUGUGAGGCUGGUAUCAAUGGCCCUUCUGACGAGGAGUGCGAGCGCUGCGUGGUGUGCCUGGCCAGGGCAGACGCUUCCAGCGGCGGGCUGAUCUGUGUCCACUGCCAGGACGAGUUCUACUGCGGCGUUCAGCACCGCAACGAACACCGUGACGUCCACCAGAAGGUGUGCUUCCGGCCCACAGGCCUCAGAGUCGUAGAGGCGCUGGGUCUGCCCGCGCUGCCCAAGGAGCUGCUCCUGACGCUGUGUGCGCUGCUGGGCCCGUACGACCUGGUGCGGCUGGGCCAAGUGAACCGCGUGCUGCGCGUCGUGGCGCGCGACCCCGCCGCCUGGCAGCACGUAACCUUCCCGGAGAGGAAGCCCAGUGCAGACGCGGCCGUGGAGAGGGGGGGCCGCUCCAUGAUGGGCAUGCUGGACCGCGAGGCAGCCAUCAAAAGGGCGCUGGGCCGGGACGCGGGGUACGGCGUGCUGCGCGUGGCGCCCGCCCUGGGCACACUGCGCAUCAUCCACUCGUGGCCGCCCGUCAACCUGCUGCGCCACACGCGCCGCGUGCGCGCCCUGGAGCUCCAGUGGACGGAGAUCGCCGGCCUGCACGGCUACGGCUCGGACAAGCUGCGCCGCGUGCUGGAGCACUACCGCGGCCACCUUCAGGUGCUGCAGUUGCCUCGGAUCGACGACGUGGCCCUGCUGCACUUCAUCGACGGCCUGGGGCUGCGGGAGCUGCGCCUGGGCGACGCCGUGGUCAGGACGUACGACGCAGACGGCUCGGUCAGGGGCGUGCCCCAUUUGCUCGUGGGCUCCGACGUCACUGGGGAGGUGCUGCUGGAGCUGCUGCGCCCCAGCGAGGACACUCUCACCAUUUUCCAGGUCAAGUCUCGCCUGAUGGACUUCUGCAAGUGGGCGUUCCGCGAGCCCGAGGCGGGUGUGGUGCCGGCGCUGCGCCGCUGCCCGCUUCUCGAGACGGUGGAGGUGCCGGCCCUCUGGCUGGUGCGCGGCCUCCUCAACGACUUGACGGGCCUCACCGCGCUGCACCUCAUCGACCUGGGCACCCAGGACCACGCCGACGUGCGCAGGGCGCUGGCGACCUUCCCGCUGGCGCGCAACAUCGUCAACAUGAGUGUGACGCUCGCCUUCCAGGCUCAUCGAGGCCUGGUGGAGAUGGUAGCAGACUCCUUCCCGCUGCUCACGCGCCUCUGGCUGGCCUUCGACUCCGACAGCGACCAGCCCACCGUUGACCACAUGUCCAAUGGCGCGCCUGACGCGCCGCGGGACCUGGCAGCCUUGCUAGACCUGCGCCUGAGCCGCCUGGAGGUGCUGUGGCUGUCUGACGUGCGCGUGCCUUGCACCGUGCUGCAGGGGCUUGCCGCGGGUCUGCUACCCAAACUGCGGAAGCUGCGGCUUAUGAACGUCCAGCUGACGCGGCUGGGUCGUGCCGCCCUGGUGGCGCUGCGCGACGCGCGGCCCGCCCUGAGCGUCCAGAAGGAGGGCGUGACGACGGCACGCCGCAACCUGGGGUGGGGGGGCUUGGAGGACGAAGAGCCGCAGCGCUGCGACGAUCCUGCCUGCCAAGCGCUCUCCGACUGCGAGGACGAGGACCCGGUCCCCACCGACGACGAGAGCGAUGACGACGACAGCGACUAGACUAACCCUCAGUUGCGCUGCCACCUUCGUGGAAGACUCGAUCAGUGUACCGGCCACCUGGCAGUCACUCUGCGCUCUCAUUCCAGGAGCGCGACAUCGCGUUGAAACGAAUGUGACAAAAUGUCUCGUUCCCUUGCGCAUUGUGUCACGUUCGUUGACGUGAAUAAGCUAAUUUAUGGCUGAUGCACGUCCAAACGAACGGGACACAAUGCUUAAAGGAACGUAACGUUUUGUCACAUUCUUUUCAACGAGAUGUCGCCCUGGGAUGAGAGUGUUUGUCACCUGCACUGUGCCUCGCGAACAUUGAAGGCCUCGCGUAGGCGUCGAUCCGGUUUAUGGAGUCUUUUUCUCCUACAAUAUUAAAGUUGUUUGCCUUUAAGCGGUGGCCUCUGGCAAGGCGCUGGGACGCUAGUGCGUCUUUUAUCCACACACUGGGCAUGUAUUGUAAUGUCAUUUUAGGACCUUUUAAUAUCUCAAUUGUUCAACCAAUUAACUUUUCUCAUGAUGAAAGUACUGAAUAAUUUUUCAUUGUUGUUCGUUUGAAUUGGAGAAUCUGUAUACUUCUUGCUGUAGAAGUGCUUCCGACUGCAUUAAAUUGUGUUUCCAUGUA
This is a messenger RNA of Thrips palmi, 2349 nucleotides long. RefSeq lists its product as uncharacterized. Lineage: Eukaryota; Metazoa; Arthropoda; Insecta; Thysanoptera; Thripidae. Gene Ontology annotation, molecular function: protein binding. The record is from RefSeq and is a predicted model, not a curated record.